UGUGACCGUCUUUAAAGGAAGUGUCCUGGGACAUAGAGAGAAAGAAAGAAGCCCAAAGAAGGAAAAUAAAGGGCUAUGAUUUCCUUGUCCUGUUGCUUUGUCUCUGGCUCCCUCUGCCUCUGGAAGAGUAGCCACAGGACACAAAGAUGCCCAGCUGGUCACUGCACGCCCAAGUUCAGUUUAGCUGGUGCUUCUCUCCUGUUUAGCCUGACUGCUUUCUCUGAAGGGGAGGACUCAUAGCCCGACAGCCUUUUAGUUUAACCUGAAGAGUGUGUGCCGCCUCUCUGCCCACCCCAAGAACUCGCUGGAGGUGGAGGAGAGGGGAGAAAGAGGAGGACUUGAAAGUGCCUGAGGAGCUCCCGAUGCUAAGAGGAGACAAACAUUCCUGUGGACGACGCAGAAAGGACAAAGCUGACUGAUUUAUUGCUGUUUUCCAUAUUUUUUUUUUUUUUAUCUCCCUGUCCUUUGGCGCACACCAGUGUUUGGAGAUCUUUGAAAACACAAACCAAAACACCAGUCCCGAAGCCCCAACCCCUUGGCUAGCUCUUAUGGGAAUGAAACACUCCUCCCGCUGCCUGCUCCUAAGGAGGAAAAUGGCGGAGAACGCUGCCGACAGCACCGAGGUUUGCACCAUUCCAUCCCAGCCUCCUCAGCCUACUGUUGUUCCAAAGCCAGUUCAGUCUGUCAUCCAUGUUCCAUUGCAACCAAGCUGUCCAGGCCGAGGCAAGAUGGCAAAGCUCAUCAAUCCAGAAGAGAUGACAUCCAGGGAUUAUUACUUUGAUUCCUAUGCUCACUUUGGGAUUCAUGAGGAAAUGUUAAAAGAUGAAGUGCGCACAUUAACCUAUAGAAACUCAAUGUAUCACAAUAAACAUGUUUUUAAAGAUAAGAUUGUCCUCGAUGUUGGAAGUGGCACGGGAAUCCUCUCCAUGUUUGCUGCAAAGGCAGGAGCCAAGAAGGUAUAUGGGAUUGAAUGCUCAAGUAUAUCUGACUACUCAGAAAAAAUUAUCAAGGCCAACCACUUGGACAACAUAAUCACAAUAUUUAAAGGUAAAGUGGAAGAAGUUGAAUUACCUGUGGAUCAAGUAGACAUCAUCAUCAGCGAGUGGAUGGGUUACUGUCUGUUCUAUGAGUCAAUGUUAAACACAGUCAUCUUCGCACGAGACAAGUGGCUGAAACCUGGAGGGCUAAUGUUUCCAGACCGAGCUGCUUUGUACGUGGUAGCAAUUGAAGACAGACAGUACAAGGACUUCAAAAUUCACUGGUGGGAGAAUGUGUACGGCUUUGACAUGACCUGUAUUAGGGAUGUUGCCAUGAAGGAGCCCUUGGUGGACAUAGUAGAUCCAAAGCAAGUGGUGACCAACGCCUGCUUAAUAAAGGAAGUAGAUAUUUAUACAGUGAAGACUGAAGAAUUGGAAUUUACUUCUGCAUUCUGCCUCCAAAUUCAACGCAAUGAUUACAUUCAUGCCUUGGUCACCUAUUUUAAUAUUGAAUUUACAAAGUGCCACAAGAAGAUGGGAUUUUCUACAGCACCUGAUGCUCCUUAUACUCACUGGAAGCAAACUGUCUUCUACUUGGAGGACUAUUUAACUGUGAGACGAGGAGAAGAAAUCUAUGGGACUAUAUCCAUGAAACCAAAUGCAAAAAAUGUGCGUGACCUGGAUUUCACAGUAGACUUGGAUUUUAAAGGACAGCUAUGUGAAAUGUCAGUAUCUAAUGACUACAAAAUGCGUUAGCAAGAAACCUCUCAGAGAGACGAAAAGGAGAAUUUUAUCAAGUCUUGAACUGCUGAGCUUCAAGCUAGGAACAACUGUUCACAAGAUUCUUAUAUUAAAUACUAGAAUGUUUACUCUGAUGGAGGGUGGUAACCUGAUCUUUCUUGCAGAUAGUACAGGGGGCUGGGAUCCCACUGUGAAUGUACAGUAUACAGAACUGUAGCUUUUGUUAAAUAUAGGAAAAAAAAAAUAAGCAACAGUCUUGAGUGUUCUGGUUAACUUUAGGAUGGCAGAAGAUGCAUAUACAAAUUGCAUUACUUACUGUGAAUUUCUGGUUCUUCCAAGCUUUGCAUGUUAAAGAUGAUUAGGGCAGUUUUCUCACUAUGAAAGACUACUACAGCACAUUACUGUGAUAGUAUUACUGGACUUAUAUUCAAUAUAAAUGAAUAUAUAUAUUGUACAUGAGGAAAAAAAAAGUCACUUCAUAAUAGGAAUUUUUUGUGAUUAUUAAAUUCUCAUUACGCAGUUAUGGAAAGAUAAUGAUGUUACCUCUGGCGCUACUCUAGGUAGUGAUAUAUUCCAUUAACUGUCCAAUGUUAUAGCUUUGGUAAAUAUUCCAUGCAAAGUGUAGAUAAGAGCUGGGCAUUUACAGGAAGUUCAACAACUAUAUUUUUGAAUGUCCUCUGAAAAUGUGGACCAUUAGUUUUGAAAUUCACCUUCACAACUGGAUGUCUGUCAGAGCUUUAAAAAACUAGCUUUUUAUCCUUGAAAAUAUUCUGUUGUGAGUUUUUAUAGCUGGAUUUUGCAUGAGACUUUCAGAAAUCAGACACCUAGUAUUUAAAUGUGAUGAAUGCAAAGUCUCUGAAAUGGUGGAUAAUUCAUGCUUCUUGGCCAUGUCAUAUUUUAGUUCUUUGCAAAAUUCUUAAUACAAAAUAAUUUUUAAAAAAUAGGAAUUAGUGUUACCUUUUGGUGAUGUUUUAGAUAAGUUUUAAAUUGCAAAUACUAUUCUCAAGAGUGCAGUAAUUUGCAGGAGCAAGUUAAUGUCUUUAAAAAAAAAAUGUUGAUGGCUUCUGAUAUUACUAAGAUGUCUGUAGCUUUCCCGCCCCCUUGAGUCCCUUGUUUUUCGUACAAAAUCUCCUGCUUAUUGUUAAAAUAUUAAGUGCUUAUAAUUCCUCAUAUGUGUGUAUCAGGUCUUUUUACUAUAUGAAUAUGAGCCAUUUAACCACAUGUAAUUCCUCAACAACUGCAUCACCAGUCCUAUUGACACAUUUUCCAGUCUGCCUGGCAUUAGGCACUAAAUCAUGUUCUAUCUUGUACUGGAUAAAACUGACUAGUUUUUUGCCUAAAAAUAUUUUUAAUCACCUGCAAAUAAAGCAUACUUGAAGAUGUA
Vidua macroura (Pin-tailed whydah) is the source of this 3102-nucleotide messenger RNA. It is a transcript of the gene PRMT8, whose product is annotated as protein arginine methyltransferase 8. Gene Ontology annotation, biological process: peptidyl-arginine methylation. Gene Ontology annotation, cellular component: plasma membrane. The transcript is spliced from 10 exons. Bases 549 to 1733 code for a protein of 394 amino acids. Gene Ontology annotation, molecular function: protein-arginine N-methyltransferase activity. Lineage: Eukaryota; Metazoa; Chordata; Aves; Passeriformes; Viduidae. The record is from RefSeq and is a predicted model, not a curated record.